AUGGGGGACAGCAGCAAUGAGUCAGGGCAUACUGUUUGCACACGGAUCAGAUUGUCCGUUCACGAAGCAACAAGAGUGUAUUCGGAUAAAUUAAUCAAUGCUGAAGAUAAAAAAGCCUUUCAGCAAUUGCUGAAGGAGUCGCUUCGCAAAAAUAUUUCUGAAAUGGUCGAAAAUAUUGUAUUUGCUGGACCAAUAAUAUAUUGUCAUUUUGCGGAAGGAAUCGGUGAACCAAAAUAUAUGCCAAUAAAAGAUUGGCAACAAUUGACAAAGUUACUGGAUGAAGCUCUGGUUAACUAUAACGAACUGGUAGCGGCAAUGAAUCUGGUUUUAUUCGAAGGUGCUAUGUACCAGGUUUGUCAAAUAAAUCGCAUUCUGGAGUCGCCAAGAGGAAACGCAUUGCUUGUUGGUGUUGGAGGAAGCGGAAAACAAUCUCUUUCUAGUCUUGCGUCUUUCAUCGCAGGCUUAGAGAAGUUCAAAGAACGUAGCACAGGUGUCAGUCAUGAAGACGGAACUGGAAGGUCGUCCACAUCCACGACUGAUAACAACAUCAAAAGUGCACGUAAACUGAUUCUGUCGAAUGGACAGGUGGCAUUGAAUGAUAUGGCAAAUCAUUUGUGA
Molecule: messenger RNA, 618 nt
Organism: Bombus pascuorum
Lineage: Eukaryota; Metazoa; Arthropoda; Insecta; Hymenoptera; Apidae
Product: dynein beta chain, ciliary-like
Exons: 5
Coding region: 1-618 (205 amino acids)
Biological process (GO): microtubule-based movement
Cellular component (GO): dynein complex
Molecular function (GO): dynein intermediate chain binding; minus-end-directed microtubule motor activity; dynein light intermediate chain binding
Source: RefSeq, a predicted model, not a curated record